AUGGAAGAUAAGGAAAUAAAUAAUGAAAAUAAUAAAAUAGAAAAUAACAAAGAAGAAGAAAACAUAAAAAAAGAAGAUGAACAAACAAAAAAAAGUACAGAAGGCACUGAAGAAAAUGAUAUUCAAAUAGCAAAUAAUGUUUCAUUAGGAAAACAUUUAUUAAUAGGAAACUCUUUAAAAAAAGGUAUAAGUGUAAGUGUUAGAGGAAGAACUGUUAAUAUAGGAUUGAAUUCAAAACAAGCCGGAUCUGCAUGGAAAAAAAAAGAUGAAAAAAAUAAUGAUGAUCAGUCAGAAGAAAAAGAAAAAAAAAUAGACGAUGAAUCAUUUCCUGAUUUAUUGGAAUCUACUGAAAAAAUAAAAUCAGAAUUAGCUAAAGAUAAAGAUAAGAAAAAAAAACAAAUAAAAGAUAUAAAAAAAAAUGAAGAGAAUUCUGUAAAUACUGGGAUAGAAAAAAUAAAAGGAAAUGGAUCAAAUGAAAAAAAGAAAUUUCAUAUGAAUAUGUAUGAUGUAUCAAAAAAAAAUGAAAACAAUACAAAAAAGUGGUAUGAUCAAUCAAAUGAUUUUAAUCAUAUAAAUAAUAAUUCUGCUAAUGAGAAAAAUCAAAAUAAAUCAGAAAAUGAAGCAAAUGGAUAUAUACUCCCAGGUUUUAAAGGAAAACAUAUGAUUGGUUUUAAAUGUUUCUUAAAAAGAGGAACUCAAAACCCAGCACCAAUGCCUCCAGCUAUGUUACAUGAAGAAUGUUUUUUUUAUGAAAAUGUUGAAAAUAAAAACGGUAUACAAAAGAAAUAUAUGAAUUCAAAUAUAAAAAUGAAUCAACAAAUGAACUCUAUGAAUAAUAUGAAUAUGCAAAUGAAUCCCAUGAAUACUCAAAGGAACAAUAUGAACAACAUGAAUAACAUGAACAACAUGAAUAAUAUGAACAACAUGAAUAAUAUGAAUAACAUGAAUAAUAUGAAUAAUAUGAAUAACAUGAAUAAUAUGAAUAUGAAUGCUGUAAUGAAUAAUCAAGAAAAUAUUUAUGAAAGAAAUGAUCAAAUUAAUAAUAGAUUUACACAAAAUUCUCAACACAACCCUAUGAAUAAUCAAAAUAAAUUUAACGAUAACAAUAAUAUUUAUAAGCCAAACAAUUACAAUCGAAAUUUAAAAAACUUUAUGCAUAAUAAUAACACGGAAGAUGUUACAAACAUAAAACAAAUGAACAACAAUGUAGGAAUGCAAGGGAAUAUGAACUAUAUUAAAAGGAAUGAUAAAAAGGAAGAUAGAAAUUUAAAAAAAAAAGAUGUUGACUCAGAAAUCAAUUGGAGAAAUACUAGUAGUAAUAAAAACAUAGCAGAUGAUAAAAUGAAUACUGUAAAUAAUAGCAAUAUGAACGUUUCUCAAAAUGCAAAUACAAAUAAUAAUAUAACUACGAAUUUAAGAAACUACAAUAUGAAUAUGAAUAGUAAUAAUGCAAAUAAUAAUUUCAAUAAUAUGGGUAAUAUGAAGAAUAACAAUUAUGUAAAUAACAAAAUGUUAAACAUGAAUUUUCAACCAUCACCACCUCACAUAACUCAAAAUAAUAAAAAUAUGUAUAAUAAAAAUGAUGAACAAAAAAAUAAUAACAUGUAUAAAAUCAAUGUGAUGAAUAACAAUAAUAAUAACAAUAAUAGCAUGAAUAAAAAUGAAGAAAAAAACAAUAAAAUGUAUAAAAACAAUUUAAUGAAUUCUAACUCAAAUGGGAUAGCAUCUGAUAUGUAUAAAGCUCAAAACAAUUAUAACAAUAAUAAUAAUAAUAAUCAGAAAUAUGAAUAUAAGCAUACAUAUAAUAAUAAUUUUAACAUGAAUAAUAAAAAUAUGAAUUCAGUUGAUAUAAGGAGAACACGUAUGAGAGAAAUAAGAAAUGUAAAUGAACAAAAUAAAGUUAAUGAAGGAUAA
Plasmodium gallinaceum is the source of this 1914-nucleotide messenger RNA. RefSeq names its product conserved Plasmodium protein, unknown function. The record is from RefSeq and is a predicted model, not a curated record. The transcript is spliced from 3 exons. NCBI's taxonomy places the organism in Eukaryota, Apicomplexa, Aconoidasida, Haemosporida, Plasmodiidae. The coding region runs from base 1 to 1914 and encodes 637 amino acids.